CAUUUGUUCUCUAUUUGAGCUUUUCUGUCAAUAUUUAUAUUUGCCUUUUAUUACUUAGAAAGUUAUGAUUGUAGAUAAGCACAACACACUGCACCAGGCAUCCUCCGAGUGUUUGUAAUACUUUAUUCCCCCUGUGCGUGGGUUUUCUCCGGCUUCCUCCCACAUUCCAAAAACAUGCAUGUUAGGUUCAUUGGAGACUCUAAAUGGUCCAUAGGUAUGAAUGUGAGUAUGAAUGAUUGUUUGUCUAUAUGUGCCCUGUGAUUAGCUGGCGACCAGCACUGUCUCUCGCCCAAAGUCAGCUGGGGUAGGCCCCAGCAUUCUCGACCCUAGUGAGGAUAAGCAGUAUAGAAAAUGGAUGGGUGGAUAUACCAGAUGGAGCACAAUAUCCUUAGAAGUUAAAAAACAACAUAUUCGAUGUCAUGUUAUGUCUUUGCAACAGUUUACCAUAAAUUGACGAUUCAGCACCAUGGACAGUGUAGUUGAAGUGUCCGUGUGUGUACUGUUUUACCUUUUAAGCUUAAAGUUGUAACACUUUGAUGGCUGCAAUUCAUGUAUUUGUCACAGAAUAAGUUUAGAAUUAUGUCUAUACAUUUUAUUGUUUUAUUUCUUAUAAAUAUUCAUACUUUUAACCUCAGUUCUGCUUUAUUAUGUAUACCAUAACAUAUAUUUAUGUAUACAAUAACAUGCUGAUUUAUGGGUGCGUUUUUUUUGGCUUCCUGUUGUAGUUUCUAUUUUUCAUCUCACAGCGUCGCUGUUGGUAUAUCUGAUGACGUUUAAAUGGGGGAUGUUUUUUUCUGUUCUUUGUGCUGUCCUGCGUUGGCCAUUGAACAGUAGUUGCUCGUGAGGCGAACAGUGAGGACUGAUUGGAUUUUAUUGAAUAUAUUUUGCAGCGCUGUCUUUUUUUCAACGCAUAUGUGCAUUAAUUGCAUAGGGAUUGUUGGAUUUUAAUUGCUGAAGGAAAAAAAACGACCCUCGGACUGAACAAUGAGACGGCAAGUAUUGUUGUUCCUCUCGGCUCUGUGCCUUCGCCGUGUGCUCGGCCAGGUCAGCUAUUCCAUCCCUGAAGAAAUGUCCAAAGGCUCUGUUGUUGGUAACAUAGUGCAUGAUUUAGGUGUAGAUCUCAAGAGGCUGACAUCCGGUAAGGCUCGCGUAUAUACCGGCCGCAGUGUGGCGCACAUCGGCCUGAAUAAAGAGAGAGGAGUCCUCGUUGUCCAAGAGAGGAUAGACAGGGAAGCUUUGUGUGGAGAGAGCACUCCGUGUGCUAUGCAUUUCCAGGUCAUUCUGGAGAAUCCAAUGGAGCUUUUUCGCGUUACGGUGGAGAUCACGGACAUAAACGACAACACGCCCAGUUUUACCAACGCUGAAAAGCGGUUUGAAAUAAGCGAGUCCGCCAUAGUAGGAUCCAAAUUUAUAUUAGAGAAAGCGAUCGAUUUGGACAUAGGCAUGAAUGGCUUACAGCAAUACACACUCACCCCGGCUGACAACUUUGCCUUAAAAUUAGAAAAUGAGGCCGACGGAAGUAAGAAAGUAGAAAUGGUGCUGCAGAUGCCUCUCGAUAGAGAAAAGCAGAGUUACAUAAGGCUUUUAUUAACUGCUACAGAUGGAGGCGAGCCGCAGCUCUCAGGCACCGUGCAUAUAUUAAUUAAUGUGCUUGACGCCAAUGAUAACGCACCUACGUUUGAAAAACGUAUUUAUACAGCAAAAAUACUUGAAAAUGCCGCCAAGGGCACCAGCGUAACGACUGUGAGAGCAUCUGAUAAAGACAUCGGCGCAAAUGGAAAUGUGUCAUAUUUGAUAUCUCCCAGCAAACGCUUUUUAGCCGAUAUUUUUAACAUUAACGCCCAAACGGGGGUAAUCACCCUGAUAGGUGGCAUUGAUUAUGAAAAGGCGACAUCCUAUCAAAUGGACGUAGAGGUGGUCGACACGGGAGGUCUCUCUGAUUCUACCAAAGUUGUGGUUGACGUCAUCGAUAUGAACGAUAACAGCCCUCACAUAAAUAUCGUUUCUAAAUCUGACACCAUAUUAGAGGACUCGCCCCCUAACACUGUUCUAGCAAUGUUAAGUGUGAGCGAUCCGGACUCGGAAAAUAACGGGAAAGUAGAGUGUGUCAUAGAUGAUAACACUCCCUUUAAAAUAGAGUCGUCAUUAAAUGGAUUUUAUACUUUGGUCACAGAGGUAGAUUUAGACAGAGAGAGGUCAAGUGAGUAUAAUAUCACAGUGACAUGCUCUGAUGAAGGAGUACCCUCCCUCUCCAGCAGCGACACUCUCACCUUACGCAUUUCAGAUGUGAAUGACAACGCGCCUGUCUUUGAGAGGAGCUCAUAUGAGGCCUCCAUUGUAGAAAACAACACACCAGGUCUCUCUAUAUUCACAGUAAAAGCCAGAGACGCAGAUUGGAACCAGAACGCUCGACUCUCUUACAUCCUGGAGGACUCCUCUUAUAACGGAGUGCCAGUCUCCUCAUAUGUGUCUGUUAGUGCUGAUAGCGGAGUCAUCCAUGCAGUGCGCUCUUUUGACUACGAGCACCUGAAAGACUUCCACUUUCAUAUCAGAGCUCAGGAUGGAGGCUCCCCUCCUCUCAGCAGCAACGUGAGUGUCCGCAUCCUGAUCCAAGACCAGAACGACAAUGCACCUCAGGUCCUGUAUCCGGUCCAGACAGGUGGCUCGGUGCUGGCUGAAAUGGUGCCUCGUUCAGCAGAUGUGGGCUAUCUGGUGACUAAAGUGGUGGCUGUUGAUGUGGACUCUGGACAGAACGCCUGGCUCUCCUAUAAAGUGCACAAAGCCACAGACAGGGCGCUGUUUGAAGUGGGCCUACACAAUGGAGAAAUAAGAACUGUCCGCCAAGUCACUGAUAAAGAUGCUGUCAAGCAAAGACUGACUGUUCUAGUGGAGGACAACGGGCAGCCCUCUCGUUCAGCUACAGUCAUUGUUAACGUGGCGGUGGCAGACAGCUUCCCUGAAGUGCUGUCAGAGUUCACUGACUUUAGCAUGCAUGACAAGGAGUACAAUGACAAGCUGACUUUUUACUUAGUCUUGGCUUUGGCUGUGGUCUCCUUCCUCUUCAUCACCUGCUUGCUGCUUAUCAUAUCAGUCAAAGUGUACAGGUGGAGACAGUCUCGCAUCCUGUACCACUCCAGCCUCCCUGUCAUUCCAUAUUAUCCACCACGUUACUCAGACACUUUGGGAACAGGGACUCUCCCACAUGUGUACAAUUACGAGGUGUGCAGGACUACUGACUCCAGAAAAAGUAACUUCAAGGUGGACAGAGCUGCUAGUCACAACGUGCUGGUAAUGGACCCCAGUUCUACAGGAACCAUGCAGAAGAUACACAGUGAAAAGAACAUCCUGGAUGAACUUGACUCUCCUCUAGAGUGAAAGCCAGAGAUGCGGACUGGAACCAGAACGCUCGUCUCUCUUACAUCCUGGAGGACUCCUCUGUUAACGGAGUGCCAGUCUCCUCAUAUGUGUCUGUUAGUGCUGAUAGUGGAGUCAUCCAUGCAGUGCGCUCUUUUG
Molecule: messenger RNA, 3513 nt
Organism: Dunckerocampus dactyliophorus (ringed pipefish)
Lineage: Eukaryota; Metazoa; Chordata; Actinopteri; Syngnathiformes; Syngnathidae
Product: protocadherin beta-16-like
Exons: 2
Coding region: 985-3375 (796 amino acids)
Biological process (GO): homophilic cell-cell adhesion
Cellular component (GO): plasma membrane
Molecular function (GO): calcium ion binding
Source: RefSeq, a predicted model, not a curated record